Cyprinodon tularosa is the source of this 894-nucleotide messenger RNA. It is a transcript of the gene pcbd1, whose product is annotated as pterin-4 alpha-carbinolamine dehydratase/dimerization cofactor of hepatocyte nuclear factor 1 alpha. Bases 127 to 435 code for a protein of 102 amino acids. The record is from RefSeq and is a predicted model, not a curated record. Gene Ontology annotation, molecular function: 4-alpha-hydroxytetrahydrobiopterin dehydratase activity. Gene Ontology annotation, biological process: tetrahydrobiopterin biosynthetic process. NCBI's taxonomy places the organism in Eukaryota, Metazoa, Chordata, Actinopteri, Cyprinodontiformes, Cyprinodontidae. The transcript is spliced from 4 exons.
CACCCCCCCCACCCUCCCAGUGGGUGUUUCAGAUGGACCUCUCUGUGUCUCCCACAGCAGAUCUGCCUCUGUGGAAGUGGGAGCAGGAGGUGAACGUCCCUCUGUGCAUGAGAGCCUUCCUGAAACAUGGCUGGUAAGAUCCAGACUCUGAGUGAAGAGGAGAGGGCCCACCUACUCCCCCUGCUACGAAACGCCCAGUGGGUGGAGGUUGUGGGCCGGGAUGCCAUCUACAAAGAGUUAAUUUUCAAAGACUUCAAUCAGGCUUUUGGUUUCAUGUCCAGAGUGGCUUUACAGGCUGAAAAGAUGGACCAUCACCCCGAGUGGUUUAAUGUCUAUAACAAGGUCCAGAUUACUCUCAGCACACACGACUGCGGGGGGUUGUCUCAGCGCGACAUCACUCUGGCCACCUUCAUCGACCAGGCCUCUCUGAUGUAAAACUGCUCCACGUCCAUUAACUGAGAAUCCUGAAGAUCAGACUUUAAAUGUCCAGAGAAAAGAGCGGGAUUACUUUCAGCUCUCUGUGAAAAGUCUUAGUUUGUUGUGAUGUGCAGUGUUAUACGAAGCUGAGAAAAAUCAUAAUAAUUCCAACAAUCAGGAAGCAUUCCAGUUAGUGUUACAGAGAACAUUGUGCUUUGUGUGGGUGAUGUUUUUAUAUGAUGUUAUUAAAAUGUUACACUGCAUUUGUGACGUACCUCAACAUGAACCAGGAAGCCUGGAGACCCACUAUGAUUCAACUUUAUCGUGCAUCUCUUCUCCAACACCUGCUAACCAGGGAUGUGUUUCAUUUAGGAAUGUUGGAGCCACGGUGCAUUAAAACGUUGCACAAAGUGACGUCUCCGGCACCACUUGACUGAAAACAGCAGAAACAACUAAAUAAACAAGUUGUUUCUGUUU